AAUCCCUCCACAGUCCACACCACGGCCGUUGGGCGGCGCUUCUCCACUCCACUACCUCCACUCCCCCCAAAAUCCUCCACCCAAACCCCAAUCCGGCGACGCGACGGCGGCCCAAUCCCCGCUCACAAUGAGCCCCCCACCGCCGCAGCGCGGCCGCCACUCGCCGCCGGCGCUGGACGACGACUCCAUGAGCGAGAUCUUCCUGCGCAUCCCGCCGGACGACCCCAAGAGCCUCGUCCGCGCCGCCGCCGUCUGCCCGACCUGGCACCGCAUCCUCUCCGACGCCGCCUUCGCCCGCGGCUACCGUGCCUUCCACAGGGCGCCGCCCAUGCUGGGCUUCCUCCACAACAAGAGACACGAGAGGCCGUGGGGCAGGGGGUGGCGCAGGCGCCACGAGGAGUACCUGGUCUCCAACUUCGUCUCCACCGCGUCCUUCCGCCCGCCGGCGUGCCACGAGCGCCGCCACUGGCCCGCCAUGGACUCCCGCCACGGCCUCGUCCUCUUCCACACCCCCAAGAGGUGCGAGGACUUCGUCAUCUGCGACCUCGUCACCUACGACCGGUGGAGGAUCAAGGCCGACCCCGCCUGCCGCCGCAUCAUCUGGAAUGGCCGGUUUGAUGAGGAUUGGGGCGAGUACGAUGAUGAGGACGAGGACGUCACCUGGAACGCCGCGGUGCUCUGUGCCAAGGACGGCUGCGACCACCUCUACUGCCACGGCGGGCCUUUCCUCGUGGCCCUCGUGGGCUCCGUCAGGGGACGGCAGAUGACAUUUGCCUCCGUCUACUCAUCGGCGACUCGUAAAUGGAGCGGCAUGAUCUCCGUCAAGGAACCGAAUGUCAUCGAGAUGACCGGGCACAAUGCAGUUGUGGGAAACAAGGUGUAUUUCCCCUGUGAGCAGAGCGACAGUGUCUUGGAGUAUGACAUGGGUGAGCAAAAACUGUCGGUGAUACGUGCGCCGUUUGCUGGACUGGUGGGAGCGGAGGGCGGCCUGCUCGUGUUCGCGACGGUGCUGAAGCCUAGGCUCCACAUAUGGUUAAUGGAGGUCCGUGUCCGUCCUGAUAGAACUACGGCUUUGGCGCGACGCAGGAGCAUUGAGCUCGCACCAAAGCUCUCUGCUUAUGCCUUGUUGGACGUGUCGGUGGUUGGUUUUGCAGAAGGUGUUGGUGUCAUAUUCCUGAGUACAAAGGCUGGGUUGUACACAGUUGAGCUCAGUUCGGGCCGAAUCAAGAACAUGGACAGAGAGCCAAGCCUCGGCAAAAUCAUGCCAUACAUGUGCUUCUACACUAGAGAAUGGGGGCGGUUGCCGACCUCUGACUAAACUUCUAUCGCAGUUGUUGGCGCUGCAGCGAUAUAAUCAAAUGGCGUCAAGAUGAUCAGUCUGUUUACUUUUGCUGCCUGGGAAGAAUUUGAAGUGAACUUCGGUGUCUUCUGUUGCUGGUUGUGUUGGACAGUUUGGUUACAAUGGAUGCACUUUUGGCCUAUGUGUGCCUGCGCCGAAACUUGAGUUUGUUCGUCCGAGCUGCGUGUGUCACGUUGUGUCUGUAGCCCCAGCAGGGAUGCUUCACCUAAAUGAAUGUAAGGAAGCGGUAUUAGUGCAUGAAGAACAUGAUCGGUUAACUUAUGAGUGUAGACUUAUGUACGUACCUAAAUUUUCAGAGGACGAAGAUAUCUAUGUGGUGAUAAGCUGGGCUGAGUCGCUCUCUGGAAGGGCAUUCUAUAUUUCUGUGUUGUGCAGUGCUCGAAGAUAAACCCAUGUCGUUUGCGGGGGUGGUUUAAUAAAUUGUAUCAAGACCGAGA
Messenger RNA from Triticum dicoccoides, 1797 nucleotides. RefSeq lists its product as uncharacterized. Gene Ontology annotation, molecular function: protein binding. The record is from RefSeq and is a predicted model, not a curated record. The coding region runs from base 128 to 1318 and encodes 396 amino acids. The transcript is spliced from 2 exons. NCBI's taxonomy places the organism in Eukaryota, Viridiplantae, Streptophyta, Magnoliopsida, Poales, Poaceae.